AUGGUAGGUGUAAGAUUGAAAGACGCUGGUAGGGUGUUUAGAAGACAUAAAGAAGAGAAAGGAGCGCUUAGUAGAGAGGCUGUGGUGGAAAAUGCUUCUGAUUUUGAGGAUGACCUAAUAGAUGAUGAUGCAAAAGCUAAUAGUAGGAGACCGAAAGAAACUCGGUUUACACAGCAACGGAUUGCCGCCAUUAACCUGGUUCUGCGCCCUCUCGGGGUGCUUUCCUUCUAUUUACUUUUAACUGUUGUAUUUAUUAUUGCGGGGGCAGUAAUGUACGCUGUUUCUUCUAAUGUUGACGAAAUUACGAUUUACUACCAUGACUGCGCAACAAGAGCGACCGGGGAAUUCCAGUCGGUCCCAGAAGACCACUAUUGGUACUCAUUUCACGUUGACAAAGAUUUUGCUGAAGCUCCUCAAUGGAGGUAUGUUCCUGGUGUGAAUGCUGACGAUGAUGGAAGUUGCCAGUUGAGAUUUAAGACCCCUUAUGAUAUUGAAAACCCCAUUUACGUUAGUUAUUUGAUUGAGAACUUUUAUGCAAACCAUAGACGGUAUGUGCUAUCUUUUAAUGAGGAUCAAUUAAAAGGGAAGAGAGUUUCUGUUGAAGAGGUGCAGAAUUCGGUAGGAAUAAAUUGUAGGCCGCUAUCUACUGACGAACAAGGACAAUUAUACUACCCUUGCGGAUUGAUAGCAAAUUCUAUGUUUAACGAUUCGUUCCCCUUCAGUUUGAGAGGAGUUGAUAACACGCCAGAUUACCCACUGACGAAUAAGGGUAUCAAUUGGAAUUCAGAUAAAGAUAGAUACAAGAUGACGCAGUACUCACCGCAGGAUGUCGUACCGCCACCAUAUUGGCGUAAGCAGUAUCCAAACGGUUACAACGAAACAAACAUGCCAAAUAUUAAUGAAUGGGAAGAAUUUCAAAAUUGGAUGAGGACCUCCACCUUACCAAAGUUUUCAAAACUUAUUAGACGCAAUGAUAACGAUACAUUACCAUCUGGAGAAUAUGAAAUUGAAAUAGGUCUCCACUGGCCAGUGGAAGACUGGAAUGGAAAGAAAGCUGUAUAUAUUACAAACGGUAGCAAACUAGGAGGCCGUAAUCAUUUCUUCGGGUUAUCGUAUCUGGUAGGUGGCUCCUUGUGUUUCCUAACAUCGAUCGUGUUUCUCGUGACCUACUUUUUUAAGGGUAGAAAAUUAGGAGACACGAGUUUACUUUCGUGGAACCGCAAUCAAGAAUAA
This is a messenger RNA of Eremothecium sinecaudum, 1233 nucleotides long. It is a transcript of the gene LEM3, whose product is annotated as Lem3p. Gene Ontology annotation, cellular component: plasma membrane; endoplasmic reticulum; Golgi apparatus. The record is from RefSeq and is a predicted model, not a curated record. The coding region runs from base 1 to 1233 and encodes 410 amino acids. The transcript has a single exon. Lineage: Eukaryota; Fungi; Ascomycota; Saccharomycetes; Saccharomycetales; Saccharomycetaceae.